AUGCACAGUUACUGGUCACCAGUUUUUCUGCCAUAUCCAGAUGGCAGCCAAUAUCCCAGUAACAUUCAGAAUGUUGGUUAUCCAUUUCAAUAUGGAAUGGGAACUCUGACUCCUCACAUCGCUACAAGCUCCGCAACGAGCAGAAGAGGUUGUUCAGAGAAUAGUCCCGAUUGUAGGGAAACUGCAGUGCCAUGUACAAACUCAAUUGUUGAUGAAGAAAGUAAAGAGGAUAGACCCAAAUCACCUGAAACCGACGAUUGCACUACCGGUUCACUACAAUUAGUGCAAACGGAUGGUGAUAAUAUAAUUGAGGAGCCAAGGUCGGGGAUGGAAUUCAAUUCUUUUGAAGAUUUACAUAGUUAUUAUAAGGAUUAUGCUAAGAAAUGCGGGUUUGGGGUGAUGACACAAAGGAGUGAGAAGGGAGCUGAUCAAAGUAUCAGAUAUGUCACUCUUGGUUGUGCCCGUGGAGGGAAAGCCCGGAUUAAGAGUUUGAACGUUGCAAAGCCACACCCGACAGGAAAGACGGAUUGUAAGGCAAGGAUUAAUGCCUUAAAGAUUGAAGGAAAGAUGCGGUUAACAACAGUCCAUAAUACACAUAAUCACGGCCUCAGUCCAAAGAAAUCUCGCUUCUUUCGUUGUAACAGAGAAGUGAGUGAGACUGUAAAAAGAGUCUUAGAUACAAACGACUUGGCUGGGAUCCGGAUGAAUAAGAGUUUCGGAUCUCUUGUCGUUGGUGCAGGAGGUUUCGAGAACCUCCCAUUUUUAGAAAAGGAUUGUCGCAAUUAUAUAGAUAAGUGUAUGGAUGGUAUACCUCCAAAAGCUAUUAUUACUGAUCAAGAUAGAGCAAUGAAAAAUGCAAUUGCUAAGGUCUUUCCAGAAAGUCGGCAUAGAUUCUGUUUAUGGCAUAUACUGAAGAAAGUUCCUGAGAAGCUUGGGUCAUAUGCUGCCUACAAAAGUGGACUAAAAAGUCACCUAAUGAAAUGUGUGUACGACACUCAAACAGUUGAGGAGUUUGAGAAAUGUUGGGAUGGGUUACUUAACACAUAUGAUUUACAUGAGAAUGUCUGGUUGAAAAGUUUAUAUGAUGAGCGUCAGCAUUGGGUACCAGUAUUCUUAAAAGAGUACUUCUGGGCUGGAAUGAGUACAACCCAGCGUAGUGAAAGUAUGAAUGCUUUUUUUGAUGGUUAUGUUCAUGCGAAGAUAAAUUUGAAGGAGUUUGUCGACCAGUUUGACAGUGCACUGAGGAAAAAAAUUGAGAAUGAAAACAAUGCCGACUUCCACACAUUUAGCGUCACCAUUCUCUGUAUAUCUAGAUCUCCAAUUGAGAAGAGAUUUCAAGAGUUGUACACGAAUGCUAAAUUUAGGGAAGUCCAGCAGCAAGUAAUGGGUGUGCUCGAUAUGAAUCCGUGUCUACUUAGUGAGGAUGGUGUAAUGAAAAGAUAUCUGGUGGAAGAUGAAGUUCGCGUUGAAGAGUUCACUAAGCUUGUUACGUAUUCAGUGAACUUCAAUGUGGAAGACUGCGAUGGAAAGUGUUCAUGUGGGUUAUUCGAGAUGAGGGGGAUACUGUGUAGGCAUAUUUUAGCCAUCUUCAAAGCUAACGGUAUAAAGUUAUUGCCAGACCGGUACAUUUUAGAUCGAUGGAGGAAGGACAUUAAGAGGAGAUACACGUUAAUCCACAGUAGCUAUGAUGCUGGGAAUCAGAGGCCAGAUGGGAAUAGAUAUUCAAGUUUGCUGAAUAUAUGUUAUCAGAUGAUAACUUAUGCAGCGGGUUCCAAUGAGCAGUUUGAAGAUGCAAAAAAGAAGUUAUAUUCAAUGAUUGACUUGUACCGUGAUAAUCAACACCCCCCAUCUAUGACUCAAACAGGUUCGAAUGCUGGUUGUACAACACUGGACACAAAUGCUGUUGGUAGUUCAAAGCCCGUACUAAGUCCAAAUGUUGUGCGAGGGAAAGGAAGACCUCCAUCUUUGAGGAGAGCAUCUAGGAUGGAGAAAGAAAUGCGGAAGGUUAAAGCCAAGCAGAAAAAAGCACCAGGAACAGGGAAACGUAAACAGCGAGAUGAAGGAGAUACACCACUCCCGGACACGUGUAGAAAUUUAUUUGGCCCAUAA
Juglans regia (Persian walnut) is the source of this 2109-nucleotide messenger RNA. RefSeq names its product protein FAR1-RELATED SEQUENCE 5-like. The record is from RefSeq and is a predicted model, not a curated record. The transcript has 5 exons. Gene Ontology annotation, molecular function: zinc ion binding. Bases 1 to 2109 code for a protein of 702 amino acids. Lineage: Eukaryota; Viridiplantae; Streptophyta; Magnoliopsida; Fagales; Juglandaceae.